AUUUGAUGCAGGGUAUCCCUGUAACAGAGGACCUUUACUCCAUAUUUACAAAAGAGAAAGAGCAUGAAGCGCUGCACAAGGAGAACCUGAGAAGCCAUCAGGAAUUGAUCAGCCAGCUGUUGCAGAGCUACAUGAAACUGCUCUUACCAGAUGAUGAAAAAUUCCACGGAGGAUGGGCACUUAUUGACUGUGAUCCAAGUCUCAUUGAUGCCACUCAUAAGGACGUGGAUGUUCUGCUGUUACUUUCUAAUUCUGCCUACUACGUGGCCUAUUAUGAUGAUGAAAUCGACAAAGUGAAUCAGUACCAAAGGUUAAGUCUCGAAGCUCUGGAAAAAAUAGAAAUAGGGCCUGAGCCUACUCUCUUUGGCAAACCCAAGUUCUCUUGCAUGAGGCUGCAUUACAAGUACAAAGAAAUGAGUGGAUAUUUUCACACUCUUAGAGCGGUGGUACGCAACCCAGAAGAAGAUGGAAAAGACACUCUUCAGUGCAUCGCAGAAAUGCUGAGAAUCACAAAGCAAGCGCUGGGGUUCGACGUGCCCAUUAUUGAGAAGAAGCUGGAGAGGAAGAGCAGUAAACCUCAUGAGGACAUCAUUGGCAUUCGGUCUCGGAACAGAGGGUCCCUGGCUCAAGGCAAGAAUUAUUUACUGAGCAAGUUCUCAUCUCUCAAUCAAAAAGUGAAACAAACCAAAUCCAAUGUAAACAUUAGCAAUCUUCGGAAGUUGGGCAGCUUUACCAAACCUGAAGUGAAAGUCAAUUUUUUAAAGCCAAAUUUGAAAGUGAAUCUUUGGAAAUCAGAUAGUAGCCUUGAAACUUUAGAGAACCCAAUGGUAGAUACUAAAGUCCAUACUGAAUCCGAUACAGAAGUAUCGGAUAAUGAUUCGUUCCACUCAGAUGACUUCCUGACUAAUUCUAAAUCCGAUGAGGACAACCAGCUGACUGACUCUCUGGAGAACAUAGGGCAGACAGACUACGUGCUGCCCAGCUGUGGAAUCAUUGCCUCAGCUCCACGGCUGGGCAGUCGGUCCCAGUCCAUAAGCAGCGCUGACAUGAACAUUAGCAUUCAUGUUCCGUCUGAGAUCCACGUCUCUCAGGCCAGCCAGUCUGACUGUGAAGACAUACCCACGCCUUCUGCUGACAAUGUGGAGAUGGAACUUGCAAAACCUAUCGAUGUGUACUGCCAGAGGUUUGUGCACGAUGCUCAGAAUAAGGUGUCAGAUGUUUUGGAGGCUGAGGCUGGUUCUCAAGAGCCCCGUCACAUAAUAAAUCAAACCAGCAAUAAUACCUCUAACAAGGCAGAAGCUAAGGCUGAAGCUAUCAGAGACAUUCCUUCCAGGCCAUCUAAGUUGGAUGUACAGUCUUCUGAGCCAAAUCCUCAGCUUUUAGCUGUUGGUGGGACUGACUUCAUUACAUCUCAUAAAAGCCCAGGAUCUGUGUCUGGUAACCUUGAGAUGGGACUCCACAUGACUCCUUCUCCAGCUGACAGCAGUGGCAGCAGAGCUGUAUCUCCAUUUGCUAAAAUUCGCAGCUCUAUGGUCCAGGUUGCUAACAUCACGCAAGCAGGACUGACUCAAGGGAUCAGCUUUGCUGUGGCAAAGGUCCAGAAGAGCCCUGCGGAACCAGAAGCUAUCAAUGAAACCAAACAAAAAGAACUGAGAGAAAUGUUUACGCAAUGCCAGACACGGAUAAUUCAAAUUUAGUAGCUAAUUGAGGAAGUGUUCUUCUAGUUGUGGCUU
Molecule: messenger RNA, 1733 nt
Organism: Tauraco erythrolophus (red-crested turaco)
Lineage: Eukaryota; Metazoa; Chordata; Aves; Musophagiformes; Musophagidae
Source: RefSeq, a predicted model, not a curated record